AUGGAGACAGUAGAAAGCAUUACUGCAAAUAAUAUGACUAACAUGCCAUGGGUAGAAAAAUAUCGUCCGGCUAAUCUCGAAGAACUUGUCUCCCGUGAAGAGAUUAUAAACGCACUUAGAAGAUUAAUCAGCGAAAAUCGACUACCUCAUUUAUUGUUUUAUGGACCACCUGGGACUGGAAAAACGAGUGCUAUUAUUGCCGUAGCUAAAAUGAUGUUUACACCUAAACAAAUGCCAUCAAUGAUUUUGGAGCUUAAUGCAUCAGAUGAUAGAGGUAUCAACAUUGUUCGUGAGCAAAUCAUGAAUUUUGCACAAACAGGAACUUUGAAUAUGAAUCAAAGCAAAAACAAUCCUCCAAAGUUGAUAAUUUUGGAUGAGGCAGAUGCUAUGACAAAAGAUGCACAAAAUGCUUUGAGGCGAGUGAUUGAAAAAUUUACGGAUAAUGUUCGAUUCUGUAUUAUAUGCAAUUAUUUAUCAAAAAUUAUUCCUGCCGUCCAAUCUCGCUGUACUCGUCUUCGUUUCCCUCCUUUGUCAGAUCAACAAAUAUUGCCUCGAUUACGUCACAUCGUGCAAUCUGAAUCAUUAAAAGUAACGAAAAGUGGUGAAGUUGCUUUGCUGAAGUUAGCUGAAGGUGAUUUGCGACGUGUCAUCAACAUUUUGCAGAGUACCGCGAUGGCAUUCAAAAUAGUUGAUGAAAAAACUGUAUAUCAGUGCGUAGGUUAUCCACUGCCGAGGGAUGUUGAGAAUAUUGUAAGAAUUUUAUUGAACGACUCGAUGGAGAAUGCUUUUAUUAAAAUCGAACAAAUUCGAAAUGAACGCUUAUUUGCGCUUAGUGAUAUUUUGAGCUCAAUUCAUGACUUUGUAUUACGCCUUGAUAUACCAUCGCAAUUUUUGUGUCGAUUAGUGGUUGCUAUGGCAGAUAUUGAGUAUCGUUUGUCGCAAGGUUGUUCUGAUCGUUUACAGCUCGGAGCAUUAAUUGGCAGUGGUAUGAUGAUGGGCUAUCCAUUAUCCGCUGCAGACCACCGUCAGCAGCAACAACAGCAGAUGAUGAGUAUGCAAGGUGUGCAGCAGAUGUAUAGUGGAGCUGGUUCUGCUAUGCAAGGUAUGCCUGGGAGACCUUAUCCUACAAGUACUUCUCAGGAUUCUUCGCCUGGAAUGCGGUCAUCAUCUCAACCCACGUAUCCACAAGGAAUGCAUCAACAAACAUCAGAGCAGCAACGACAACAACAGUUCCAAAAUCGUUCUUAUCAACAGCAGCAACAUUCACAGAUGCAACAGCAACAGUCACAGAUGCAACAGCAACAGUCACAGAUGCAACAGUCACAGAUGCAACAGCAACAAAUGCAACAGCAACAAAUGCAACAACAACAGUCGCAGAUGCAACAGAUAUUAGAGCCAGCAAGUGAACCACUAAAAAAAGAAGAGGCAAAAGUGGCUCGACCUAUGAAUCCUCCGCCAUAUUCUCCAGAGAUUUUGAAUAAUCUCUCAAAUUACUCGGUUGCUGCUUUGUCUUGCAUUGGUCGUGAACUAGUUCAGGAAUUACUUUUGAGAACCUAUACACUGAUGACAAGUUUGACGAAAUCUGUUGAUCGUUGGCAUCAGCAGCAGGGUGCCAGUGAUCCUGAGCAGCUAUUGUUGUAUUGUGAAUUUAUUUUAUCAAAAAUCGUAGAAAUAAGGCUGCGAAUUGAUUCUGUGCCAAGGAUUUGCAAAAUCAAUGAAGAUAAAUUCAUUGCAAUGAUGACGGAUUUAAAUCCAGUGGAAAAACCACCUGAGCUGAUAUCGAAGGAAGAAGCGUUUGAAACUAGACGACAAAAACUUGUGAAACUAAAUUCAUCGUUAAAAAAUUUAGAUUGGAUGUGCUUAGCGACUGACCCCCGUUUUUUUAAAAAAGUUGAUAAGAGUUAG
Messenger RNA from Thelazia callipaeda (thelaziosis nematode), 1905 nucleotides. NCBI's taxonomy places the organism in Eukaryota, Metazoa, Nematoda, Chromadorea, Rhabditida, Thelaziidae. The record is from the annotation of a GenBank genome assembly.